This is a messenger RNA of Daldinia caldariorum, 2182 nucleotides long. Its product is annotated as Gpi16 subunit, GPI transamidase component. Lineage: Eukaryota; Fungi; Ascomycota; Sordariomycetes; Xylariales; Hypoxylaceae. Gene Ontology annotation, cellular component: GPI-anchor transamidase complex. The record is from RefSeq and is a predicted model, not a curated record. Bases 113 to 1924 code for a protein of 603 amino acids. The transcript has 3 exons. Gene Ontology annotation, biological process: attachment of GPI anchor to protein.
CAAACCAAAAACUCCCCAUCUUACAACUACAACUAACCAACACCAUAAAAAAGGGAAAAAAAAAAGAAAAAAAAAAAAAAACGGUCGUCCUCAUGGACUAUCGACGGCAACGAUGCGCCAUUUCUUUUCUUACUUGAUACCCUUUUCGAUUCUGUUUUGGACCGUUGUUCUUGCUUCCGACUACUACGAACAAUUAAUUCUCAAGCCGCUGCCUCAAUCUACCGUCCUCGCCAGCUUCAACUUUAGAUCCAAUACAACCUUGUCGCAAUUCGAAGCGCACAACUUCCGAUACUUCCCUCGAUCUUUAGGACAGAUAUUACAACAUGUUGGAACACGAGAGCUGCAUCUAAGGUUCAGUUUGGGAAGAUGGGACGCCGAGAGCUGGGGAGCGAGGCCGUGGGAUGGCACGAAAGAAGGCGGAACAGGUGUCGAGCUAUGGGCAUGGAUCGAAGCAGACACUGACGAAGAGGCCAGCCGCAAAUGGUUGAGUCUAACAAACGCAUUAUCCGGCCUUUUUUGUGCUUCGCUGAACUUCAUCGACGAGACGAGAACAACUCGGCCCGUCAUGUCCUUCCAACCCGAAGGAGAUCACUCAAACACCACCUUAGCUAACAUGCAAUUAUUACAUGGUGUACUGCCGAGGGAGGUAGUUUGUACAGAAAACUUAACCCCUUUUUUGAAGUUAUUGCCUUGCAAGGGGAAGGCUGGAAUAUCGACUCUACUUGACGGUCACAAACUCUUCGACGCAUCGUGGCAAAGCAUGGCCAUUGAUAUUCGACCUAUAUGUCCGGAUGGCCAAGAGUGCGUGCUGCAGAUUGAGCAAACGAUCGAUAUGGUCUUGGACAUCGAAAGGUCUAAACGCCCUAGAGAUAAUCCCAUCCCCCGACCUCUUCCGGCCCAUGAGUUAAAAUGUAACACGUCAAAACCAUAUCAUUCUGAUGAUACCUGCUUUCCCACCGACCACGCCCAGGGUCAGGAGUGGGCGCUUGACCAAAUUUUUGGUAAGACGAUUAAGGGAACUUGCCCAUUGACUGACCCAGCGGUCCCUCCUCUCUGUAUCCAAGUCCCGCAUACCAGGGAUAUCUAUAUAACCGCUGGUGCAAGCGAGAUCAAAGAUGCAAACAGACCCUCCCGAUGCUACCAAGUUCCCCUGGAAUCUGACUUCUCUAUGAUCCUUCCCCAUAUGUCACGGGAAGGUGAACAUCCUAAAACGGAUGCUGAUGAGAUUGUCGAGCCCGAAACUCCGCUUCUAUAUGCGGAGCGUAGCUUUACGGGUCAUGGGUAUGAGCGAGGCGGAGUAAGGACUAUCCUUACUAACCCGAGCCCAGAUACCGAGGUUGAAUUCUUUUACAUGGAGAGUCUUCCUUGGUUCAUGAAGAUCUACCUUCAUACCCUUACGGCCCACGUCAACGGUGUACCCGGAUCCAAGAACGAUAUUAUCGAGGAGAUUUAUUACCGGCCAGCCCUAGACCGCGUCCGUGGAACGCAACUUGAACUACGAAUGCGUAUUCCACCUGCCAGUACAGUUACUCUUACUUACGAUUUUGAAAAAUCUAUCUUACGCUACACCGAAUAUCCACCAGAUGCGAACCGCGGCUUCGAUGUCGCGGCAGCCAUCAUAACUAUAUUGCCCUCCACAUUCCCAGAUGCUCCGUUAGCGCGCCAAAAGGUGUCGAAUCUACGUACCACAUCUCUUCUUCUCAGUCUGCCAACACCAGACUUCAGUAUGCCGUACAACGUGAUCAUAUUCACUAGCACAGUCAUCGCGCUUGCGUUCGGUGGCCUGUAUAAUAUAUUAAUCCGAAGAUUCGUGGGAGCUGACGAAAUCACCGAAAGUAAUGUUGGUAGCCUAAAGAACAAUAUCAUCGCAGCUGUUGCGAAACUAAUAGGAAACUUAAAAGGGGCGAAAGGAAAGGUAGACUAAAUGGAGGUUAGCUAUAGCCGUAAGAAGGCAUUGAAAUAGACCUAGAAAAUUAUUCCCACCAUUGGUCAGUGUGUCUAACGACUCGUAACUCCUGUCUUCGUAGUUAGGUACCCUAGCUUAGGUAGGUAUCAGUCUUACUGAUGAGGGUCUAGAACAAGACACUACGAUACCGUAUAACGCUUUGAUCCGAUGGACAAGUCAUAAUUGUUUUAUGUACACUUUGAAGGAGUGAGGGAUUGAACAAACAAUGAGUAAUCU